UACGUUUGGCUUUAAACGUAUUUUAUACGAUUUCAGUGGUGACAAAAAAUUUUAAAAAAAUAUAUAGAUUGUUGAAGAAUUUAUUGGCCACGUGGUUUUGUUUUAUUUUCUUGACGCAAAAAAUAAGUUUUAAUUCAGGUUUUGUUAAAAUUUUAAGAAGUGAAAUAUAACACCUGGUGAUUAGGCUUUAUAAAGAAAUUAGUGAAUCAUCGCUUAAAUUAUUAUAUCGAUUUUCUUUGUGUUUAAAAUUGGAAUCGAGGUAACACGGAAGAAAGAAGCUUAUAAAAAAAACAAGUUGGAGGUCGGAUGAUGGAUAAUAAUGAUUAAUAAUAAUAAUGAAUUUUUUGCUAUUUCUUUAUCUAAACAUCUUGCUCUCGACCGUUACGUUAAUUGAAACCACCAGGGUUAAUAAGUAUUUGCAUCAAGAACAUGAAGUCUAUAAAGUGGAACAUGAAAUAUCCACAACCCAGGCGAAGAAUCAUGCUUUGACAAUGGAUUUAAACGAUAUAAUUGAACCUGCAGGAUGUCAACCGUGUACAAAAUCCGAAUUAUCUUAUUGCACCAGUUCUAGUAUUAUAAAUGACCAUUGUUGUUGUGAGAAAAGAUUUGAAGAAAGCUUUCCUUUCAUCCCACAUACUUGUUUCGUUGGAAAUAAAUUAUGCAAACCAAUGUUUAGUUGCGACGAUUAUAUUCGCUUAAAAAGAUGUUGCUGUCAUAAACUUCUUUUAGCAAAAUGGAAAGAAAUGUCGAGUUCUUCUUCAAUUAUCAGCUAUUCUAGUUUUUACGUUUUAAACGUAAUCUUAUUGUACAUUGUAAAUAGGUAUUUAUAUUAAAAAUUUAUAGUAAUUAUUAAUAAUAUAUUGUGUAAUGUUAUUUUAUUUAUGCCAAAGAAUGAAGCUUUGUUAGUUAAAUGACUUGAUGUUGUAUUAUUUUCUUAAUAAAAAAAGCUUAAGCAUA
Onthophagus taurus is the source of this 957-nucleotide messenger RNA. RefSeq lists its product as uncharacterized. Lineage: Eukaryota; Metazoa; Arthropoda; Insecta; Coleoptera; Scarabaeidae. The record is from RefSeq and is a predicted model, not a curated record.